This is a messenger RNA of Cantharellus anzutake, 851 nucleotides long. RefSeq lists its product as uncharacterized. Bases 177 to 740 code for a protein of 187 amino acids. Lineage: Eukaryota; Fungi; Basidiomycota; Agaricomycetes; Cantharellales; Hydnaceae. The record is from RefSeq and is a predicted model, not a curated record. The transcript has 3 exons.
CGGCGCAGUCAUUAACGCUGAUGAACACUUCGACGGUCUGCUGAUAUUUCCCACAUUAAUGUUUGAUAUUCAACCAUGCAACUCACGUUUUCCAUUCUCGGACUGCAUCGCAACUCACCCUGAGUUCCACGGUGCCAACGUUUUCCGUUCUUCUCCCACCCCCAGAUCAUCGGAAAAUGUGCUCGACCACUUCCCCACAGGGAAUUCGCUACCGCCCUUUGCCGAAAUGUCUAGUAAGGAACUUGGAAGAAUCAGGGUCGAGUUGCAGCCUCCGAGCAUUUGUAAUGCACUGGGCCUUUUACUUCAUCGGCGGAAGGCACAAGCUAUUUGGGCAAGACAGCUUUUCACGGAGCCCUAGUAUGGCUGUCAGGAGUAAAGUAUUGGCGAGAGCUGGGUAUCUUCACAGCUUUCACGAUAGGUCAAUCCAAAUUCACGACCAAGCAGAUUGGACCAUGCUCACCUUGUCAACAACCAUCGUCCAUCGUGGACAAGGUGUAUGUUACUCCUUGCAGAAUGCAAGCUCCAACAAGAGCUGCGGGGUCAUGAUCGAAAAGCGAAUGAACCAGGAGACAAAUAAUGAGGCACUGACCUCCCAACCGCCGCUGCCUAACGAAAAGAUAUUAGAUCCCGCCACAUCUAGGUUCACAUUCGGAGCCUCCUGUCGCACCCAAAUUUCAACUCUAAGACACGGUCAAAGCGUAGCACGCCAUGGCGACAACCAGCCCCUUCUCAUCGGAUGAUAAAUAGUCUCCUCGACGAUGCAAUUGCGCGCUAUGGACACAAGCUUGGUCCAAAGCAAACGGACGGAGAUUCGGUACCGAAUUUGAAUGGACUCGCUCCGUGUUCCUUUC